Monascus purpureus is the source of this 1502-nucleotide messenger RNA. Lineage: Eukaryota; Fungi; Ascomycota; Eurotiomycetes; Eurotiales; Aspergillaceae. The record is from the annotation of a GenBank genome assembly.
CUUACCCUAAGCCUGCAGAGACUUCUUCUCUCCUUGCAUGAUCAUUGACUCCUAAUUAUUUUUCUCCGUCUGUGGGCUACUAAAGAUUUCUCGCCUGUGAUUCUGGUGGGCUUGGUGUGUUUGCGAGGGUUUAAUCUGGAGUGCUGUGUGAUCUAUUGACGAGGUGUCUUGAAGUUAGUUGUCUGUCUAUUUUCGUCUUAAAGAUCUGCCAACAGGAUGUUGCUCUCUCGACGUGCUUGCUACAAGUGUGGCAAUAUCGGCCACUAUGCUGAGGUCUGCUCCUCGUCCGAGCGCCUUUGCUACAACUGCAAGCAGCCUGGACACGAGUCUAGCAGCUGUCCCCGUCCUCGUACCACGGAGACCAAGCAAUGUUAUAACUGCCAGGGAUUGGGUCAUGUUCAGGCCGACUGUCCCACUUUGCGACUCAAUGGCGGUUCUGGCGGACGUUGCUACAACUGCAACCAGCCUGGCCAUCUAGCUCGUAACUGCCCGGCUCCCGCUGUCCAAGCUGGUGGCCGUGGUGCUGGUGCUCCUCGUGGUAAUUUUAACGGUGGAUUCCGUGGCGGAUAUGGUGGUUAUCCCCGUGCUGCCACCUGCUACAAGUGCGGUGGCCCCAACCACUUUGCCCGUGAUUGCCAGGCUCAGGCUAUGAAGUGCUACGCCUGCGGCAAGCUUGGCCAUAUCUCUCGUGACUGUACUGCCCCCAAUGGUGGCCCAUUGAGCUCUGCCGGAAAGGUCUGCUACAAGUGCUCCCAGGCCGGCCACAUCUCUCGGGACUGCCCCAACAAUGAAACCACGACUGCUCAGCCGGCUGUCGAUGCAGCCGCUGCUCCUGCCACCACUGCCGCUAACACGGCCGCUGAAACCAGCACGGAGGCCGUCUCUGUUGCCCCUGCUGCCCCGACCACCGCUGUUGCAUGAAUGCCUUUUUGAUUAAUCAAUCCCACUUUUGACGCGGGAGCCUACCUCAUUCUUCCUUCUGUUUUAGGUUUGCCGUUACCGGCCUCUCACGUUACCCUUUUUUUAUUUCCUGCCUUACCAUUUUCCUCCUUUGCAUAUAUUACCCUGUUUCGGGUUUCGGUACCGGCUUUGUUUUUUAUUUAUCAUGUAUACGACGAACAAAAAGUUCCACGAAGUCCCAGGAUCUUAUAUGACUUUGAUUCCACGAAUGGAUCGAGUCUCACGAUUGGCGUCUAUGGUUCUACCACGGGUUUUCUCUGUUGAGUUGUGGUUUCGGCCAGGGAACAUCAAGGAAAAGGAGAUGAAGCAAAUCGAAGGGCUAAUUGAGUGAAGUCUUUGUUUGUGGACCGAAGCAAGGCAGUGGGAUGUGCGGGCAUGGCUUCAAGAUGGUAUGAGCGGAUUAUCUGAGCCGAAGGGCAGACCCUUCAAAAGAGUGGCGCGGUGGACUUCUUCCUUGUACUCUCUCUCAUGCUAUACCCCUCGCAUAUACUCGUUGAAUGGGAAAUAGUGAAAAGAAAAACGUCUCAAUUUUCAAGAACUUC